AUGGUUUCUGCUGGCAACCAGGGGUUGGGAUUGAAUGAUAAAUUGCUUGAGCAUUUGAAAUUGGAGGUCUGUGAUAUGGCUAUGGGUAUGUUGUCAGGCGGCGCCAUCCCGCCGGCGCCUAUCCAUGAAAACACACUCUUGGCUCUGAUGUUUGAAUUACUACCAUAUGAUAAUUCUGAUAAAUCAGAGUUUUCUGAGGAGAGGCUUCACAGUUAUUUGAGCGGACUCAAUGACGAGAUAAUCGAGGAGGAACGCAAAAAGGAGCCCCCUGAACUCGGGUCAGCGUAUGACAUCCUGCUGCAGCUUCAGCAGUCUGUGGGCCAGAUGGCUGGACAAUUGGACGAGAUUUCUCGCAAAGUCAUGGGCCUUGCCUUUCUGAAGGGCGAUGAGUUACGUCCGGAGAUGAGAUCUUUCCAGGAUUUGAUAAAACUUGGAAAUGAUAAUAUUCUCCAAAACUUGAUAAUUCCACCUGGGGAGACAGAGGACCGUCGGUUUCCCUCCAUCGUUAACGAGGGUGGGCUUCAGUUUAGACCACCGGAGCGGGGUUCAAUAUGUUAUAUAGAGCCCGAAUUUGAAGAAUUCAGUUCCUUUGAUCAUGCAAGGCACAUGUCAGAGAAUGGGAGGUCAAUAUCGUUCGAUGUGUCAAACUGUAACGGCAAUAUAUACGGGGCUGCCAAAAUCGAAUCGGGACGCGCACACCGCAGCCGCAGAGAUCGAAUCCGACAGCACGAACUCCUCAGACAUGUUCCGGCGCGCGCCGCGCGCGUGCGCCGGCAGAAGGCUGUCCCCCGGCCGGUCGUAGGCGCUGCGCGCCUUGGGCUGGGGCGCGCCGACGGCGGCCUUGGCCCGGGCCUUGCGCUCCGCGAGCGACGGGUCCGCCGGCGGCGCCGGCCGGCCCUCGGCCUUCUUCUUCUUCUCCUUCUUGGCGAUCUUGGGCACGCGCGGCGCCGGCGGCGCCGCCGGCUUCGCCGGCGCGGCGUAGUCGUCGUCGUCGUCGUCGGCGAGGACCGCGUCGAAGUCGUCGUCGUCGCCGCGCGCCGCCGCCGCGUGGCGCUUGAGCUUCUUCGCGGGCGCGGGCGCCGCGAGCGCGUCGCGCUUGCGCUUCUCGCGGCGCUUGUGGGCCGAGAUCCACUCGACGACCUCGUCGACGGCGCUGUACUCGCAGUCGUCGACCGUGCCGUCGUCGCCGAGCGCCGCGUCGUAGUAGAAGCAGACCAUCUCCUCGUGCUCCGCGUCGAAGCUCACCUUGAGCACCUUCCACAUGUCGCCGAACACUUGCGGAAGGCGACAACUGCGAGGUCUGAUGAGCAAGCAGCGCAGGAGACCUUGAGAGAUGAUUCGGCUGAGCCGCAGCCGCAUAGACCAGAGGACCCUGUGCUCUUGGCAUCGCCCGAGACCACUGGGCAAGCGGGGCAGUUGCCCAGACGCCCGCAUGUGCUGUGCGAUUUUGGUCCUGCUCCUAAGACUGGCCGGCAACCUAUGGCCGCAACAGCCGUACUACUGGAGCAGAACCUGCAGUUGCGCCCUGCACCCGCUCCGAGAAGGAGCUCUAGGAUUGAGGGCCUACCGCCUCAGAACUUUAAGGAGCCAGAUGGUCGGAAAACCCCAGGCGUUGGCGGGGCAGAUCACGUCCCUCCUGCAGGUCCACCCGCUCCGCGUGGACAACAGACUAACGCCGCGAGAGAUUGCCAAAGCGCACUAAGUAAACGGCAGCAACUCUCGGUCGAGGAGUGUAUAUUACUGGAGAUGAGCCACGACCUCGUGGCUGGGCAUGCCAAUGAUGCCAACUUUGUCCAGUACUUCCAGGUUGAGGGGCUGGAGGACCGCGCGAUAGUGUUGGUCAUGUCAGCCAGGUUGCCAGUGGAGCUGAACAUAAUCCAUGUCGGCAAUGUGACUGACGAGUCGCAGGCUGCUGGUGCCACCUGGCGGCCGCGUCCGAUGGGCACGGCCGUGCCAGAUGUCAUCGAGGAGUGGUUGGCGAAGCCUGGUAGCGCAUUGGAGUCGCAAGCGAGCAAACUCGAUGUUUUUGAUAAGUCCCGCCCGCCCGACCCUGAUGGCUGGACCGACGACGCAAUUAGCGUCGACGUGUUGGCUACUGCCCCAUAUGCUCCUGGGGCAGAGAUUAUACUCCUCAAAAUUUCUGAGGCAGUGGGUCAAACGUGUCCGGCAGGUAUCAAAACAGGCGAGGCAACGGCCGAGGCCAUGGCUGCAAUGCUGAACUCCCUAGAAGUGGCCGCCCGUUUAGGUACGGAGCUGGCCGUCCUCUGCGGUUCCUGGAAAAGCACCAUCCAGAACUAUAGAAAGUUCCACUUGCAACGGAACCCAGACAACAGAGCUGAAAGCAUGGAUGAGUUGAGAGAGAGGCUGGGAAUAGGCGGCCCCCUCUUUGAUUAUGUCCAUCAGCAGCUAAAGCUAGGCAUACCAGACAGGUCUGAUGUCAUGUUGCCAAGGAAUGCACCCCUGGCAAAAGCCCAUAAUAGCGUAAAAGAGCAUGCCACCAAAAUUUUGGGAACUAUCUUAGGUGAGGUCCAGCAAGGCUGGGUCUUUUUGUGCACUGAGGAGGCCCAGGACAUCUUGGGGACGUACACGAGUCCCCUAGCUGCGGUCCCAAAGCACAACCUUGACGGUACAGUAUCGAAGAAGGUUCGCAUCAUUCAUGACCUGAGCUCGGGGAAGAAGUUCGUACGCUGGGCACAGACCGCGGACCAUUCCCUCCGCGUCCGCAAGCUGUUCACUUCAAAGGAGGCACAGCCAUCCUAUAACAGCACCAUCCCUGAGGGCAGCCACCCCCCAGCUUGGCUCCCACGGAUUUUAGAUGUCAUUCUCCAGUGCAUCCGUCUCCAGUUGAGUGCCCCUGGCAUUCCCAUUCGGUUGCUCAAGGUGGACAUCUCUGCCGCUUUUCGCCGCCUCUGGUUGGAUGUGGAGUCGAGUCGGGGAGUGAGCACCUUCUUACCUUCAGGGGACACUGGCAUGUCAACCGGAUUAUUGGUUUGCUACCUAGCCCUCACCUUUGGAUCAGUUUACUCACCCUCAGAGUAUGGCAUGGCGGCCUUCGCUAUCGCCACCAUGUUUACACACACCAGGCCCCCUGAGCCACACAUUAACGGAGAAGGCUUUCAUGAAGCGGUAGUCUAUGUGGACGAUGCAGCUAUUGGUGAAUUGGUGCUGGGUCAGCGCCCCCUUUACGCUCGGGAUAGCUACUGCAUGGUAGCCCGAAGCGUGCUUGGGGACGACGCAGUCGAGGUCGACAAGCUUGACGAGGAAGGCACUCCAACGGCUGGGCCUCUCACUACUUUCGGUUACGAUUUAGAUGUUUCGGAUUUACAUCUUUCAGCUGAGACUGGAGGCACAGUCAGCUUUAAUGAACCAAAGCUCCACAAAAUCCGCAGGAUGCUCAUGGAGCCAGAACUGAAUCCUGGUUCUCGGAGGAUACCUUACGACUUGGUUGACAAGGUGACAGGAUUCAUGGAGUUUUUAGCACCAGUUCAGCCUGCCAUAAAACCAGAGCUUACUGUACUCUAUAGGAUCCGUCACCAGCACUCAGGAGGGGUCCACAUUGCUCUUCAACCGACAAGCACAGAUGCUGGAGUGUCCUGGAAGGAGUUUGAGAACUCCAUAGAAUUUCUUCGAUUGUUGGUCAGUGAUGUGGAUGCUUGGAAAUACUACUUCCGGUCAUCCUUUAUGCACAUGCUGCCCCCGGAAGUGAGGCUUAGGAUCCCCGGACAGCGAGAAGCUGCCCGAACUGUAACAACAGAUGCCGUCCUGGAUGUGCUGGGUGCAGUCGACUGGACAGCCAAGCGAUGCUGGGGUGGCGCCAUAGUGGACCUACAGGGUGCUCUACGAGCCGUGGAACCGCUUCUGCUGGAUGAGGACUGGAUCCCCAUUUCAGAGCUGAUCGCCUUCAUUGCCUUGGCUUUCCAACAAGGGGCCCACUGGACAAACCAGGUGGUCAUUUUGGGGAUCGAUAACACCUUGGCUCUGAAUUGGAUAACAAGGCGGAGACCCCGCCACCCCCUGGCACGGGCACUCAUCCGGCUGCUAACGCGCCUGGAGGCCCUUCACCACUUUAAGGUAUAUGCCUUCUACCUCAACACCCAUAGAAACAAGUUCAGCGACACCAUAUCCAGGCUGUUGCAAGUGGCAACAACGUUUGUCCCAACUGUAGGAGCAAGCUCUGUGUCUGCAUCCUCUGUGGAUGAUCUCCGGGAGUACCUCACCCAGAACCACCCUGAAUUCGAGUUUGCUCUCUUUGACCCAUCCUUGUCCUUCUUCGGUGACUGUGACCAGAUCCUUAGGUCAUACCGGCUGCCCCAUGAGACAGAGUCGGCAGUUGCAGUUUCCCUGUCCAAGUUGAGGCCUGCUCCUUCCGAGCCCUGGCCUAAGCACCGACCGCCCCCGCUGGUGGGGGAGGUCUGGGCUGGGAAAUUCGGGUUCUCUUCUCGCUUGAGGAAACAGGGGGCCGCAGUCCAGCUGCUCAUCGAACAAAACAAGUGGACCAAAGUGUUGGUAGAUGACCAUUUCCGCCUGGCUAAACCGCCAGUGGAGUUGUAUCAAUCCUUCUAUGACCGUGAAUGGCUGGGUUCGCUCAUCACGGAGCUUCGGAUCUUGGGGGGCGGACCUUCUUGCAAAGCCUUUUCCGGUGCGGGUAAACUGGGAGAUACGAAAGGCCAAGUGGACGGAAAUUGCAUUUACGGCAGUACAAUAUGUUUCCGGUAA
This is a messenger RNA of Aureococcus anophagefferens, 4716 nucleotides long. RefSeq lists its product as hypothetical. The record is from RefSeq and is a predicted model, not a curated record. The transcript has 7 exons. Bases 1 to 4716 code for a protein of 1571 amino acids. Lineage: Eukaryota; Pelagophyceae; Pelagomonadales; Pelagomonadaceae.